AUGCCGUCAAUUCAAGACUUCAAACCUUAUGUCGUAGUUGUUGGGGCUGGACCUGCAGGACUCCUGCUUGCUCUCUUGCUUGCGAAGAGGAAUGUGCCUGUGCAAGUUAUCGACUCAAACAAGUCUGUGCCGCAGCAGGCAAGAGCUACACAUUAUGCAUCACCAGCCGUCUACGAGCUUCAGCGUGCUGGUGUACUCAACGAAGUACGGUCAGAAGGAUUCAGUCCUGGCAAAGUCGUGUGGCGAAAACUUGACACCAGUGUCAUCGCUGGCAUUGAUGGUACUCUUAUGAAAGACGAAUACGACCGAAUGGUCUGCUUACCUCUAAAUCGAUUGUGCGAAAUUCUGCUUGACAGGCUCGCACGCGAAUCUCACGCGGUUGUUUCAUGGGGUUACCAAGCUCUAUCUAUCGGGCAAGAAGAUGAUGAAGCGUGGAUAGAAGUCGAAUAUGGAGGUCAACGAGAAACGAUCACAGCGUCGUACAUUGUUGGCUGUGAUGGCGCGAACAGUCAAAUUCGACGCUCGUUAUUUGGUGACUGGGAGUUCCCUGGCAAAACAUGGAACGAGCAAAUUGUGGCGACCAACACUUAUUAUGAUUUCGAUAAGUAUGGCUAUGAUGACUCAAAUUUCAUCAUUGAUCGAGAGCAUUGGCACAUGGCUGCUCGGAUAUCCAAAGACGGUCUCUGGAGGGUGACUUACGGCGAGAUCCCUGGGUUGACAUCAGAUGAGCUGCGAGCGAGAAUGGAUGACAAGUUCCAUACAUUUUUGCCAGGAAAACCGCAACCGCACGAGUACGAAGUGGUAAACUUCAGUCCCUACAAAGUGCACCAGAGAUUAGCUCCUAAGAUGAGAGUCGGGCGUUUUUGCAUUGCUGCAGACGCCGCGCAUUUGUGCAACCCAUUUGGUGGGCUCGGCCUUACGGGCGGUAUUGUUGAUGUAGGUGGACUCUACGAUUGCUUGGCUGGUAUAUAUGAAGGCAAGGCAGACGACAGCAUUCUGGACAAGUACGAUGAGAUAAGGAGGCAGAAGUAUAACGAGAUUGUGGAUCCUAUAUCAAGCUCGAAUCUCCGCCGUCUUUUCGAUCAGGAUCCAAACACAGCUCUUGAGAACGAUGAGUUUCUCAGACUGUGUAAGAAAGCAGAGAAGGACCCUGUGCUAUCGCGCCAAAUGCAAAGAGGGGCUGAUGCUUUGAAACACGACUUCACUCAAUACUACAAGACCUGA
This is a messenger RNA of Lithohypha guttulata, 1224 nucleotides long. RefSeq lists its product as uncharacterized. The coding region runs from base 1 to 1224 and encodes 407 amino acids. Gene Ontology annotation, molecular function: FAD binding; oxidoreductase activity. Gene Ontology annotation, biological process: ubiquinone biosynthetic process. The record is from RefSeq and is a predicted model, not a curated record. Gene Ontology annotation, cellular component: mitochondrion. NCBI's taxonomy places the organism in Eukaryota, Fungi, Ascomycota, Eurotiomycetes, Chaetothyriales, Trichomeriaceae. The transcript has 3 exons.